UUCAUACAAGGAAGGCUUGGAUGUGCUUUUUAUUAGUGUAUAUUGGUGUAGAUCGACUCAGACAAAACACAAGUAGUCUGUUCCUAUGUUUCACACAUUAAGGAAGCUCUUAACAUAAGGACUAGAGUCACUUUUGAAGAAACUAUAAUUGGCGAUUAGAUUGCUCUAGAUACAGAAGUAAAACACAAAAUAACACAUUGUGUUUCGUUUUGACACUUUUCCAGUUAUACGAAACAAGAUGUCUUCAGUGUCAAAGACUCGCGUUAUGCAUUUGAUCUUGAUAGUAUGUGUAUUAAUCUGCGUUGUGCAUCAGCACAAAGCCACUUUCUUUUCCGAAUGUAAGAAAGACAUAGUGAAGUGUGCUCUUGAGCUUUACAGUCUCGAAGAUGAAGAUCGUCGAAGUUCGUCUGUCACUAGGAAUAUAGGAUGCAACCGUUUCUUCAUCAACAAUGUCGAACCAUCUCUGACUGGUACCACCAGUAAUAAACGCUCGAUUUGUCACAUCAUACAGGAGGGACAGUUGUUGUUCGGUUUUGCAGCACAACAUGAUGUGAUAAGAAAGAUACCAGACUGGAGUGCAUUCAGAAUAACACGAAUUAAUACAAACGCAAGAAGGAGUACUUAUUUUAAGCAAGAUGAAAGCCUGGAGCCUAAAGACAGCCAAGCGAGCAAUGCCGACUAUACAGGGUCUGGUUUUAAUAAGGGUCACCUCAUCGCGUUUAGUUUCCAGCCUCCCGCUAAAGAAGCAAGCGUUACCAAUUUGUAUACAAACGCCGCUCCUCAGUAUCCGUCCUUUAAUAAACAUAUAUGGUACCCGAAAGGAGAGCAGCGCCUCAAGAAGUAUGCUAAGGACAAAUGUUUGGCAAACGGUGGCGAAAUGUACGUUGUUGUGGGCACGCAAGGUGAAAUAGGUCAUAUAGGCAAAGGAAAUGUUACCGUACCAAGGUAUUUCUGGACCGCCGCAUGUUGUGACUUGAAGGGUCGUGUUGAGGCAUUCGCUUAUUACGGGGAAAACAAGGAAAGUGGCAGUAGCGUGCGACAUAGGAGUGUUUCACAAUUACAGACUUUCUUGAAUCGUGGGAAUUACAAGAUCAACAUUUUCCGAGGAAACAGAAACUGUAUUGACGUGAGCAAUCAUGUCAGUAUAGACUACGCCAGUAAAAGACUCCCCAAUGAACCCCUUAUAAGUAGAUCGCCUCAGAAAAGAAAGAGAAAAUUCAAUUCGGCGGCGGCGGAGGCGGCUCAUUCAACGCCUGUCGUUUAAAGCAGUGAAACAUGAAACUACUGUAAUGGUUGGUGAACAGGCCCGUAGCCAGGAUCUACCGGCGGGAGGUUUUACCUUACCAAGGAGGGAGCUUUUUGCCAAAAGUGCUCAGAAUGUUGAAAAAACUGCAUGAGUUUGCAAGAAUUUCUGGCCAGGGGGAGGGAGCGCCCCCCCCCCCCCUUUCUGGCUAGCUACGGGCCUGGUGAAAUAUGAGGAAUUCCUGAGCUAGGUGAUCAAAGUAGAGGAUAGGCUAUAUUGAUUGAAACCUGGUAUCGACGUGAUUGAAAGAGGCGAUGGAAAAUAUAAUUGUCGUAUACUAUCAUAGGGUGCCUGAUAACGACAUAAUUAUAAUAUCUGUAAAAUAUAUAUAAUGUGAAUAUAGUUGAAGUAGUUAACUUUAGAAAUGUGAAUACUUUUGUAGAGGUCUGAAAAACGUUUAAAUCAGACAAAAGUGUUAGAGCUGGCCAGGAAAUCCCAUUAUUGCACUAAUAGUGCAAAUACUAAUUUAAAUUAGUAUUUACACUCCCCUCCAUAAGUUUGGCAACCCCCAUUGAACUACGUGUUAAAGCCUCUUUACUUGCGAU
Molecule: messenger RNA, 1848 nt
Organism: Owenia fusiformis
Lineage: Eukaryota; Metazoa; Annelida; Polychaeta; Sabellida; Oweniidae
Source: the annotation of a GenBank genome assembly